Tricharina praecox is the source of this 1320-nucleotide messenger RNA. RefSeq lists its product as uncharacterized. Bases 100 to 1185 code for a protein of 361 amino acids. Gene Ontology annotation, cellular component: endoplasmic reticulum. Gene Ontology annotation, molecular function: adenyl-nucleotide exchange factor activity. Lineage: Eukaryota; Fungi; Ascomycota; Pezizomycetes; Pezizales; Pyronemataceae. The record is from RefSeq and is a predicted model, not a curated record. The transcript has a single exon.
GUUAAAGCUAUCUGGCAUUUUGAAGGUCGCUCGGUGUUAUAUACCCCCCCAGAAACGCCACGAUGUCUUUCCCCACAACUUCGCAACUACAGCACAACCAUGAACCUCACACCCCACGCUAUCCUCCUGCUCAUCCUCCCGCUCCUCGCCCACGCAAGCGAGCUUCCACCCCUCCGCUUUGCCGCCCGGGGUAGUGAAGCGAGCACCGAACAGAUCUGCCAUGGCGACACCUGCUACCCGCGAGUUUUCGUUCCGACGCACGAGUUCGCUGUGAUAAAAUCCGACCAGGAGAUCCCGACCGGCCUGCACAUCCGUAUGAACGUGGCCACUGGCGAGCGGGAGGCGAAGAUCAAUGUUCCCAGCGAGGCGGAUGCCGAGCACGAAGCAGUCAUUGUCGUCCCGUCUGCAGAGGAGGAGGAGGCGAUAAUAGCAGAGCUGCCGCAGGGUGCUCCACGGGAGCAGCCGCUGGGAAAGCAGAACAUCAAGCCGCCGAAGGACUCGACCACGGACUCGGGGGUCUUUGGCGAGUCGGUCGCCACGCUACUCCCCCCCGCGGCCGGUGCUGCAGAGCUGACGAAGGCGCUGGAGGAACUCUCGGAGAUCGCGCACGAAGCCUAUUGGGGGGCGCAGUUGACCUCGCACACCGGCGUUGUGCCCGCGCUGCUCGGCCUCCUCGAGAAUAAUUCCCCCCACCGCGCGAUGGCCGCAUUGGUCCUCGGCAGUGCGGUCUCAAACAAUCCCAAAGCCCUCUCCAGCGCCGCUGUACACCCGCUGGCACACACCGUCCUUACCGCGCUGGAAGGAGAGAGUGAGGAAAAUGUGAUGAAAAGGCUGCUUUUCCUGCUUGGCCAGAUCCUGCGCGACUCCUCUGUCCGUGCCGAUUUCUUAUCCGAACGCGGCGUCGGCGUAGUGGUACAUGUGUUUACCCGCGCCGGACCGGCGGUAAUGGGCAGGAUCGCCACGGUCAUCGAGGAUGCAUUUUUGAAUGCGGAUAUGCGCGUGGAUGGCGAGGCGGUGAAGGAGACCGAGAGGCUACAGGAGUUGAUGCCGCUGUGUGCGGUGUUUCAGGAGGGGUUGGCCGGGACUAAGGAUGCGGAGGUCGAUGAGCGCGAGAAGAUACUGAGUGCGCUGAAGGCUCUGACGGCGACGGUGGGGUGUGCUGAGGGGAGGAAGACGGAGUUGUAGGUUGUAGGUUGAUGGCUGAUGGCUGAUGGCUGAGGCUGGCGUUUUGCUUUUGGGUGGUGGAUUGUACGAUAGGUAGAUGCGGCGCGAAACGAAUCAUAUACUAUGAAUUCACAGUUGAAGAUCUGAACCCACAGG